Verticillium dahliae VdLs.17 is the source of this 1752-nucleotide messenger RNA. RefSeq lists its product as uncharacterized. Lineage: Eukaryota; Fungi; Ascomycota; Sordariomycetes; Glomerellales; Plectosphaerellaceae. The transcript has 2 exons. Gene Ontology annotation, biological process: mitochondrial respiratory chain complex III assembly. The record is from RefSeq and is a predicted model, not a curated record. The coding region runs from base 1 to 1752 and encodes 583 amino acids. Gene Ontology annotation, cellular component: mitochondrial inner membrane.
AUGAGGGCCUACAGAAGUACCCUCCCAGCCUUGCGAGCAGCAGGGAGACCAGUCACCCGGACACGGCAAACAUGGGCUCGUCACGCCAGCAACCGCUCUCGCCCCCAUCCUCAAGAAGGAGGCAGCGUGAAAAGACUGGCUGGAUUCCUGGCCAUUUUUGCUCUGGGCGCUGGCGCCGGUGCCGCGUACUACUAUCCCGUCCUGUUCCCCGGCACCGACGCCGAAGCAGUCAAGCCUGUCAUCCCCAAGGCGCAGAUCAAGUUUGAGAAGGAGCGGCAGCAGGCGACGUCCAAGGAGCACAACCGGGACAUCAUCAGCUCGCAGCACGCGCAGGUUCGCCAGAGCUGGGAGAACCCCGGCGUGUAUGCUUGGGGCUCCAACUCGGGCAAGGUCGUCGACCAGCAGUCAAAGGAGACCUACGUCAAGCUCCCCAGGAGGAUCCCUUACUUUGACGGAAAGCUUCUGCGGGACGUCAAGCUGACGCAGAAAUUCGGCGUCGCCGUCACCGAGGAGGGCAACCUCGUGCAAUGGGGUCUCGGCUUCUCCCAAGUCGACCCCAGCCCCGCCGAGACGCUCAAGGGCAAGAACCUCACCAAGAUCGCCGUGUCGGACGACCGGAUCCUCGCUCUGGCUUCCAACGGUGCAGUCUACGCCGUGCCGGCCUCGCUCGGCGACCAAGACACGGCUGAGAAGGCGCAGGCCCGGGCGCAGCAGUCGUCGUCGUCCUCCUCCUCCUCCUCGUCGUGGUUUUCGUUUUGGAGCUCGGGCGCGAGCGUCCUCGAACCCAGCACCAUUCGAACCCUGACGCCGAGCGGCCUCUCCCGCGGUGAGAAGGUCGUCGACAUCAGCAGCGGUCUGCAGCACGCUCUGCUCCUGACCUCCAAGGGCAGGGUCUUCUCCGUUGCCUCGAGCUUGUCCGGCUUCCCGUCCGUCGGGCAGAUGGGGGUGCCCGGCCUCAGCUGGGCGACGCGUCCCGAAGGCGCGUUUGACCAGCCGCACGAGAUCUUGGGGCUCAAGGGCUUCGAGGUUGUCAAGAUUGCCACGGGCGACAAGCACUCGGUGGCGCUCGACAAGGACGGCAAGGUGUUCACGUUUGGCGACAACACGUUCGGCCAGCUGGGUCUCCAGUCCGAGUCGGGCUUCCAGAGCAUCGACGUGCCGUCUCUGAUGCCCGUGCCGCGCCUCUACGCCAACACGGGCCUCGUGCCGAGGGUGACGUCGAUCGCCGCCGGCGGACUCAACUCGUUCUUCACCGUCGACGCCACGCCGCCGGCGUUCACGGGCGACGGCAAGACGGCGCGCACGACGGCCGACACGUGGGCCUGCGGCAGCGGCAUCCUCGGCACGCUGGGCACGGGCAACGAGUACGACGAGGUCACGCACGAGGUGGUGCCGAUCCGGCUGGCGGACAUAUCGGUGGGCAGCACGCACGCGGCGGCGACCAUGGCCAACGUGACGUACACGGGCACGACGGCGCGGGGGUCGGACAACGACACCAACUGGGGCGCCGACGUGGUCUUCUGGGGCGGCAACGAGCACUACCAGCUGGGCACGGGCAAGCGGUCCAACGCCAACGCGCCGACGUACAUCCGGCCGCUGCUCGACGGCGGGGCGGCGGGGGAUUUCCACCGGUUCCAGCUGACGCCGCGCAAGACGGUCAGGCUCGGCGGGGACGGCAGGGGGCGCAAGGCCAGCGUCGAGCAGAGGGUCGCGUGCGGGCGCAUGGUGACGGCCGUGUACUCGGCGGCGUAA